GAAGGCUCUUGUGUAACCAGCCAUCUGGACCCUUCUCUUUGGAGAGUUUGGGUUUAUAGCGAAUUGCUGUGGGGAUGAAGCUUUAUAGCUUGGGUGUCCUUGUCGCCACCAUCCUGUUCUGUGGGGAGCAUGCCUUCGCCUUUCAGAGGGGCCAGGUUUUAUGUGCUCUUCCUAGAACCUCCAGGCAAGUUCAAAUUCUGCAGAAUGUUACUACAACAUACAAGAUUAUUCUCUGGCAGCCAGUAAUAGCUGAAUAUAUUGUGAAGCAAUACGAAGUCCAUUUUUUUGUGAAUGCAUCUGAUGUAAGCAAUGUGAAAGUCCAUUUAAAUGCGAGCGGAAUUCCAUUCAGAGUCCUGUUGGAAAAUGUGGAAGAUCUUAUCCGGCAGCAGACUUCCAAUGACACCAUCAGCCCCCGGGCGUCCUACUCCUACUACGAACAGUACCACUCACUAAAUGAGAUCUAUUCUUGGAUAGAAGUUAUGACUGAGCGGUAUCCUGAUAUGGUUGAAAAAAUCCACAUUGGAUCCUCAUACGAGAAGUACCCACUUUAUGUUUUAAAGGUUUCUAAAAAAGAACAAAGGGCCAAAAAUGCCAUGUGGAUUGACUGUGGAAUCCAUGCCAGAGAGUGGAUCUCUCCUGCUUUCUGCCUGUGGUUCGUAGGCUCUGUAACUUAUAACUAUGGGAAAGAAAAGAUGUAUACCAAUCUUCUGAAGCACAUGGAUUUCUACAUUAUGCCAGUGGUUAAUGUGGAUGGUUACGACUACACAUGGAAAAAGGAUCGAAUGUGGAGAAAGAAUCGUUCUUUACAUGAAAACAAUGCUUGCGUCGGAACAGACCUGAACAGGAACUUUGCCUCCAAACACUGGUGUGGGGAGGGCGCCUCAAGUAACUCAUGCUCACAAGUCUACUGUGGAACUUACCCUGAAUCGGAACCAGAAGUGAAGGCGGUGGCUGAUUUCUUGAGAAGAAAUAUCAAGCACAUUAAAGCUUACAUCAGCAUGCAUUCCUACUCCCAGAAGAUAGUGUUUCCAUAUUCCUACAGCCGAAGCAGAAGCAAAGACCAUGAGGAACUGUCUCUAGUGGCCAGAGAAGCAGUCUAUGCUAUAGGGAAUAUUGAUAGAAACAUCAGAUAUACACACGGCAGUGGCUCAGAAAGUUUAUAUCUAGCUCCUGGAGGUUCAGACGACUGGAUCUAUGACUUGGGCAUCAAGUAUUCGUUUACAAUUGAACUUCGAGAUAAAGGCAAAUAUGGAUUCUUGCUGCCAGAGAGAUUCAUCAGACCCACGUGUUCAGAAGCUCUGGUUGCUGUCGCUAAAAUAGCUUCGCAUGUUGUCAGGAAUGUUUAAUGCCCUUGACUUUUUCACUCUGUUCCCAUAUUUUAAUUUACUGAUUCCAGCCAAACCAUUGUACCCGUUUCUUUUUGAGUUUUAUCAGUAGUUUUGAUCAAAGGUUUUCUCAUUCCUUGGUUUUGUCAAAGAACAAAAUAAACGGUACCUUAAAAUUAA
Messenger RNA from Cervus elaphus (red deer), 1505 nucleotides. RefSeq names its product carboxypeptidase B2 (gene CPB2). Gene Ontology annotation, biological process: fibrinolysis; proteolysis. Bases 75 to 1346 code for a protein of 423 amino acids. The record is from RefSeq and is a predicted model, not a curated record. The transcript is spliced from 11 exons. Lineage: Eukaryota; Metazoa; Chordata; Mammalia; Artiodactyla; Cervidae. Gene Ontology annotation, molecular function: metallocarboxypeptidase activity; zinc ion binding.